Messenger RNA from Sardina pilchardus (European sardine), 1441 nucleotides. RefSeq names its product radical S-adenosyl methionine domain containing 2 (gene rsad2). Gene Ontology annotation, biological process: positive regulation of immune response; defense response to virus. Lineage: Eukaryota; Metazoa; Chordata; Actinopteri; Clupeiformes; Clupeidae. Gene Ontology annotation, molecular function: catalytic activity; 4 iron, 4 sulfur cluster binding. Gene Ontology annotation, cellular component: endoplasmic reticulum membrane; endoplasmic reticulum; lipid droplet. Bases 89 to 1162 code for a protein of 357 amino acids. The record is from RefSeq and is a predicted model, not a curated record. The transcript is spliced from 6 exons.
AAACCUGCAGCUGUGUAUAAAAGGAUGUUCGAGCCAUCUGCUUGAUGCAAAUUCUACGAGACUUGAUUGCACAUAGAUUUGAAAUAUCAUGUUGCUAAUAACUCAUCUCGCGUUUGUAAAGAUGCUUUUACAAUUUUGCAUCAGCAGCGUCCGUGGCAUAUUUGGCAGUAUUUUGAAGAAAGUGUGUUUCUGGGUGGACGAGCAAGUGCCGUCUAGAAAAGGCGUAAUUGAGAGUGUGAAAAAUGAAAGAAAUCGUGCUGAAAGGACACCGAAAGAUAAUGUCACCACGCCAACAAGUGUCAAUUAUCACUUCACAAGGAAAUGCAAUUACAAGUGCGGGUUUUGCUUUCAUACAGCGAAGACGUCUUUUGUCCUGCCAAUUGAAGAGGCAAAGAAGGGAUUGCGUCUUCUAAAGGAAGCAGGGAUGGAGAAAAUAAACUUUUCUGGCGGAGAACCUUUCUUGCAUGAGAGAGGAGACUUCUUGGGUGAGAUGGUGCGGUACUGCAAAGAGGAUCUUCAACUUCCCAGUGUCAGCAUCGUGAGCAAUGGCAGCAUGAUAAAGGAAAAAUGGUUCAAGAAAUAUGGAAAGUGCUUGGACAUUCUUGCCAUCUCCUGUGACAGCUUUGAUGAGGACACCAACCAAGCCAUUGGCCGUGCCCAAGGCCAGAAAAGCCACAUUGACAACCUGUUCAAAAUACGGGAGUGGUGUCAGGACUAUACGGUGGCUUUCAAGCUCAACUCAGUCAUCAACACUUUUAACAUUGAUGAGGAUAUGACUGAAAAUAUCACCCAGCUCAACCCUGUGCGUUGGAAGGUGUUUCAGUGCUUGUUGAUUGAUGGGGAAAAUGCGGGAGAAAACAGCCUUAGAGAAGCAGAGCGAUUUGUUAUCAGUGACCAACAAUUUCAGGACUUCCUUAACCGUCACAGCAGCAUCAAAUGCCUGGUUCCAGAAUCCAAUGAAAAGAUGCGAGAUUCCUACCUGAUUCUGGAUGAAUAUAUGCGGUUCCUAGAUUGCAGAGAAGGGCGGAAAGACCCUUCUAAGUCUAUUCUGGAUGUAGGAGUUGAAGAGGCUAUCCAGUUCAGUGGAUUUGAUGAGAAGAUGUUUCUGAAGAGGGGAGGGAAAUAUACGUGGAGUAAAGCUGAUAUGAAUCUCGAAUGGUGAAUGUGUUACCAAGAAAACUUGCUUUGUGUUGCCUAGGUUUAUGUUAUUGUGGUUUUGCUAAGCUUUUCAUAUUCAAAAUAUGUUUCUAUAAAUAUGUACAGAUUUUUAUUUUUGUAAAUGAUCUCUAUGUAAUGUGUGUUUAUUCACUUUUAAUUUAUCACAUAAUUAUAUUGUUUUCUUGUUGCUAUGCAUAGUGUUAUUAAAGUGCAUGAAUAAUUAUGUGUUUGAUAUUGCCACAUGAUGCGCGAUGGAAAAUAAUAAAAUUAUAUUUUAAAGAAA